This is a messenger RNA of Fusarium graminearum PH-1, 1359 nucleotides long. RefSeq lists its product as uncharacterized. The transcript is spliced from 3 exons. The record is from RefSeq and is a predicted model, not a curated record. The coding region runs from base 1 to 1359 and encodes 452 amino acids. NCBI's taxonomy places the organism in Eukaryota, Fungi, Ascomycota, Sordariomycetes, Hypocreales, Nectriaceae.
AUGGUCAGUCUGGUCCAAACCCCUGUACGAGCUCGCAUUGACGCGUUUAUCACUCCAAAGGUGUCUAAUGACAAUGCUGGUACCUUUUCAGGAACUGACACUCUGUCAAGUCAAGAAUCACCAGCAGAUUUAGGCCUGUCAGAAACAUCAAAUGAUGAUCUACAGUUAACAGCCAGCAUGGAUAAUACGACAUUUGUGCUACAGGGUGAAGAUAUGGAGGACGCAUCAAUCAUUCAGGAACUCCCUGACUUGUCAUCACAAAUCGACUCAAUCGCAUUGCCCGAAUUUAAUCCAGACAGUUUAUUCGAUGCCUCUCAGCUCAUCCUCUUCCCGACGCCAUCCUUCAACCUUCUCUCCAUUUUCCCGUCAUUCUCCUUCACAAACCCAGCCGAGCCAGCACCAUCCAUCGGUAGCGACGACGUGCAAGCCAUGACAUUCCACUCGACCGUCCUCGCGCCCAUGAAAUCCACCCGCAAAGCAGCCCUAUCUUCACACUCCAUCUUUCUCAACUUUGCCGUCCAAAGUCCCAUGGCGCUACAUUUUCUCCUGGCAUUUUCGCAUAGCGAGCUGGCCAUACACCACGGCUUCAGCGACAGGCCACCUCUAGAGUCACAUCUCCACUUUCGGCAUGGAUCGCAAUUACUGAACCAGGCGCUUGUGGACCUGACGCCAACCGAUCACAUAGCCAUGAUGCUUUCGUUCUUGUACCUCUGUAUGUUCUGGAUGAGAAGAGAUCCAUUCGACGUUUCAAAAUUGCGCGAGCUGAGCAGCUCGAUCCUGGCCUAUGUCACGACCUUUUCGCUUGAUGAAAUCCUCAUCACUGUUCAGUAUGAGAUCAAUCAGUAUAGUCAGGGUAGUGAUUCCGAAUCAUCGGGUAAAGAGAUGGAGAUAAAGAGGAAACUGGACAAGAUAAGAGAGGAGCACAGCUUCCUGUUCCCGAUAUCCAGACAAUCUACUGGGCAAUCCACCAAGCCACCGCUGAUGGCCCUUGUAACAACCACUAUCUUCUAUGCCCUACAGAUCUAUCUCCAUCGCAGCCGUAAUUCUUCAUUCGGGCAAACACCAAUACCGCAAGAUAUAGACACAGCUCUCAAGGAGUUGGUGGCUGCAGCAUAUCAGACUAUCGCUACUGGACCAGUGCAGCUACUUGAGAGAUUCCAAUGGGCGCUCUUGAUUGCAGGAAUGGAAACACAUGAUCCCGUGCACCGAGAUUGGAUUUCGGCGAAUAUUUCAGACCCCGUUAUCAAGAGUGUCUUGAAUCUUGUACUGGCGGCUAAGGGACAAUCGGAUGAGGGCGUCUCAAUGGAGGCGGUUCGGGACUUGGUUAGUAAGAGAUCGCGAGGUGCUAUUGCGAGAUAG